Pocillopora damicornis (cauliflower coral) is the source of this 3079-nucleotide messenger RNA. RefSeq lists its product as uncharacterized. Gene Ontology annotation, molecular function: signaling receptor activity. Gene Ontology annotation, cellular component: plasma membrane. Gene Ontology annotation, biological process: signal transduction. The record is from RefSeq and is a predicted model, not a curated record. NCBI's taxonomy places the organism in Eukaryota, Metazoa, Cnidaria, Anthozoa, Scleractinia, Pocilloporidae.
GUAGAUGCAUAAGCGUAGAAAAAGAAACUUCUCUUGGUCAGGUUUCAACCAAAAGUAGUCGGAACAAUCACCUGAGAGACAAGUCGAAACAAAUAAGGGGAAAACUGACUUGUGCCGGUUUGUCUUCAUGAUGCACGUUACAUGGAAAUGAAUGGGUGAGGAGGAUGGAGUUGACAGAAAGAGGUACCGUCGUGCCUUGCACCUCUUGUACCCCCGUGUGAACUUUGGUUGAGGAAGCCUCUUUCCACUAGCGAUCGAUACAAAAGAGGAAAAAUUUGAAAUUGUCGGCCGACUUAUUACAUUUUUCUAGCCUGAGUUUGCAUAUAAUAAUUGUGCGUUUUUUCUUUUUAAAAAAUCCUCUCUAUUUCAUCACUAUUUAACCUAAUCAUUAACAAAGAGAUCUUGGAGAUCUUGUAGAUCAAUCUUAAUAAUCGAAAGCGACAGAAUUACCCGAGUGUGAAACGAGAUGCAAAUAAAAACUAAAUCACAAAUGGGCCAUUAGGACUUGUUUGAAAUUUGCAUUUGAACCCCGUUUAAAUGUGGUGUUUCGGCAGCUUUCCUGCUCAUGAUGGAAUUCUUUGUCUCGUGACCAACCCUUCGUGAAACUGUUGCAAGUUAAUAAACGGUGCCAAAGGAUCGCAAGAACCCAUGCCUGCAACAAUUCCUUUGCAGGUUUUCGCAGCCGUUCUCUUGGUUCUCACAGGAGCAUUGAUAAACACGUUAGGAGCAAAGGUGCCCGGGAAAACAAGAUGUUCUCGCGCUUGCGGUCUGGACAAAAAGAUGUCUCUCACAAAGCCACCUCAGCUACUAGAUUCAGUCCUCUGCAACCGGUGUCUCAGAAGGAGAUCAGUGAAGCACACCUUUGUGGAAAAGACAAUCUUUCAGCGCCGAAAAAGAUCAACCUUUUCGAAUAAUUGCCUGGGCAGAGCCAAUGAGUCAACACCAGUACCUGAAGAGCAGUUUGCCUCCCGACCUCUUGUAGCCAUUCGGCAAUAUGAAGAUACGGACAACUGGUUCGCAGACGUAUCAUGGGAUCCACUUAAUGAUCCUUAUAAAUACUUGAAAGGACACCUAAUUCGCCUAUUGGUUGGUCCUGGGCCAGAAAUAUUUUGCACUGUACUUCCAAAGAAUCAAACUUCCCUCAGAAUAAACAUCUCACAGUAUGGUUAUCAUUACCCGGAUUAUAUAGAACUUGGGGUGAGUUUUUCUGUCCUUCUGAUUCAAGUGAUUUGGUCCUGUUUUGUGGAUAGGACACUCGAAAAAUGGUCAAUCAUCAGCAUCCCUCAUAAGAAAGACAUCGCAAUGAAUAUUUAUGAUGUCAUCCCAUUACCAUCAUCAGAAUCACCACCAACCAUAUCUACAAAGACAGGAAAAGCAACGACAAAAACUGCAACAACGACAAGAGUUACCAUUACAAGUGAUAAAAUAACGAAAGGUCAGCAGUGUCUCUCGGGGUACUCGGAGGGAAUGCCUGGGAAACCUUUUGAAGUUAACAUGGAGGAGAGUGUUUACAACAGUUAUAAAGUAAUUGCAGUGUUUUCCAAAAACUUGAUGCUCAGUAAUUACUGCAUCCAUGAAUUGGACCUUGCUAAGUAUCACCUUCUUAAAGAAAGAGACGACAGCCUGGUCCUGAUGAGAAUUGAUAAAACGGAUUGUGAGAUGCUCUCUCGGGGAUUGAAGAAACGAAGUUUUAUAGACUAUGCCAAUCCCUUGGAAAAACCUCUCUGGAAAAGCAAACUCAUUAAGUUUCUGGACACCUCUAAUGAUCUUGAUGAAGAAUAUUGCCCGGGCAAAGUGAAUGAAUCAACACCAGUGCCUGAAGAGCAGUAUCCUUCACGACCUUUUGUAGCCAUUCGACGAUACGAAGAUACGGACAACUGGUUCGCAGACGUAUCAUGGGAUCCACUUAAUGUACCAUCAUCAGAAUCAUCACCAACCACAUCUACAAAGACAGAAACGGCAACAAAGGCAACAACGGCAACAACCGCAACAACGGCAACGACGUCAACAACAACAACAACGGCAACAACGACAACGGCUACAACAACAACAACAGCAACGACGGCAACAACGACAAGAGCUUCCACUACUAGUGAUAAAACAACGAAAGUUUCUACUUUGUUUAAGUCUUCUUCAGCAACAACUGCACAGGGAACCCUCUCUAACAAAGAUAACAACAAAGCUAUCAAAUAUGUUUUCAUAUCUGCUGGUAUCCUUGUUGGUCUCCUGGUAGGAAUACUGGUUAUUAUUUUUCGCAGAAAGUUCGUGUCGCGGCCCAUGGAACACAUUUCUAUCUCAGCAGGGUCUAGAAUAACAUUGUCCAGCAGUUCGGGAUCUGAAGAGAAAGAGUUGAAUAGUCCAGGAGUGGAGAGCUACGUAUUCAUUAUGUUUAACGAAAGAGACUGUAAAUGGAUGAAAAACAAACUUCUACACCUUCUUGAAAAACAACAUAAACUAAAAUGCCGAGUUCACUACAGAGACUUUUACCCUGGGAGAGUUUUUUAUGAGACUAUGUCAGAGAGUGUAUACGCAAGCUACAAAAACAUAGUUGUUUAUUCAAAGAACUUUUUAAAAAGUACUAACUGUUGUUAUGAGCUGGAACAAGCGGAGCAACGACUUUUAAGCGAAAAUGACAACAGUCUGGUCAUCAUAAGAAUUGAUGACGCAGAUUUACAAGAGCUUCCUAGAACGUUGCAGAAUAGAAGCGUGAUCGACUAUGACAGUAAUCAUGAAAAACCUUAUUGGGAGAAAAAGCUCCUUCAGUUUCUAAAGGUGCCCGUUGCGGUUAGAUCAGAGAGAAAAAUAGCAACAGUAAUGACAGGCAGACCAGCCGCAUCUGAGGCGAAAAAUGCCCUAGCAAUAACUCGGUACAACAGGCUUGACAGUACAAAAAGCGAUGACACCGUAAUAUCCUCUGUGUAACAGUCUAUUAUAAGUGAAGAUUGGCAUAUAAAGAAUUUGCGCGCAUUUUCUCACAAUUACCGAUGGCUUGUUGCUCAAGUAACAACGGGUUGAUUCCAGAAAACGAAGGACUGAGAGGAAUAUUGCGAAGGAAAAAAGUGAACCUAAGCAAUAACAA